Ilyonectria robusta is the source of this 1740-nucleotide messenger RNA. Its product is annotated as major facilitator superfamily domain-containing protein. Gene Ontology annotation, biological process: transmembrane transport. Gene Ontology annotation, cellular component: membrane. The coding region runs from base 1 to 1740 and encodes 579 amino acids. Lineage: Eukaryota; Fungi; Ascomycota; Sordariomycetes; Hypocreales; Nectriaceae. The transcript is spliced from 4 exons. Gene Ontology annotation, molecular function: transmembrane transporter activity. The record is from RefSeq and is a predicted model, not a curated record.
AUGGCGAGAGCGAGACGAUCUAACGGUAUUGCGACAUCGACGGCGAUUGCGACAGCGAACCCCACUAUGGACGAUUCCGAGACGACUGGCCUGUUGAGCAAUGGCGCCCGGGGCGCUCAAGCUGAGGAUGCCUCCGAUGGCGUUUGGGAUGGUUAUAAAGACUUCGAGGGCAUGCCGUGGUGGCGCCGACCUUCUGUCUACUGGCUGCUCGGCCCCUUUGCCAUCUUCACACUUGCUUUUGGAGGCGUGAUGGUGCCGAGACUAAAUCUUAUCCUCGAUCUCGUGUGUAAACAAUACUUUGCCGACAAGAAACUCCAGAAUCCGGAUAUCGACUUCAACCCCGUGUUGCUGGGAAGCGACAACCCUCAAUGCAAGAUCCCCGAGGUCCAGAGGAACGUGGCGACCUUUAUGCUCGUCAUGAACCUUGUCACCGGCAUCUUGAGUGCUAUUGUGGCGCCGCGCAUCGGUCGCCUGUCUGACAGGUACGGCCGAACCCGCCUCAUGGCGCUGUCAUCGGUUGGUGGAGUGCUCGCCGAGAUCAUCACGGUCUUGGCUGUCCAAUUUCCGAAUUCCAUCAACUAUCGCUGGCUGCUCCUCGGCAGCGUUUUCGACGGCAUGACUGGUUCAUUCACAGCUGGAAGCAUUAUGAGUCAAUCGUACACUAGCGACUGUACGCCGCCCUCGAAGCGAGCAGUGUAUAUGGGCUACAUGCACGCAUGCUUAUUCUCCGGACUGGCAUUUGGUCCUAUCCUGGCCGGGUACUUCGCCAAGUGGACGGGCAACCUCGUUUCCAUCUUCUACGCCGUGAUAGUAUUUCAUGUUUUUUUCAUGUUGGUCGUCGGCUUUGUUAUUCCCGAAUCGCUCUCCAAGCAGAGGCAGCUGGCAGCCCGAGAGAAGUGGGAAAAGGAGCAGGAGAUGCGAGUCCAAGUGGCGAGCACUUCUUGGCUGACUACCAUCCGGACCAUCAACCCAUUCGAGCCCCUGAAGAUCCUCUGGCCAAAGGGCCCAGGUACGUCUCCCGCUCUCCGUCGCAACUUGGUGGCGCUAGCUAUCAACGACACCAUCAUCUUGGGAUCCUCCAUUGCUGCGGGUGCCGUCAUCGUCCUGUACAGCGGAUACAUUUUUGACUGGGGCAAUUUCGAGGCCUCACAGUUCGUGUCUGCGUUGUCGUUUGUCCGGGUGGUGGUACUUUUGGUCAUUUUCCCCAUCAUCAACUACUUUGGACGCACACGUCCGGCCGCACGCCGGAGGGAGGCCGGUGAGAUGGUAUCAGAAAAGCAUACAGGAGCGGACAACCUCGAUGUAUGGAUUCUCCGAGUUGCUCUGGUAUCCGACGUCUUGGGAUCUAUUGGAUACGCAAUGGCUAAGUCGGACCGUGUCUUUUUUGCAUGCGGUAUGGUGACGGCCUUCGGCGGGCUCGGCGGUGCUACCUGCCAGGCCAUGGUAACCAAGCAUGUGCCAGCCCAACGGGUUGGCCAACUUCUUGGCGCCGUUGGCAUGCUUCAGGCCUUGGCCAGGGUGCUUGGCCCCGUCUUGUUCAACGGACUGUAUGCUGCAACGGUCGGGUUCUUCCCCCAGGCCAUCUUUGUGCUGUUGACAUUCAUAUUUUGCGUCGCCUUGACGUCGAGCCUCAUCCUGAAGCCUCAUGUUCAUUGGGAAGAGGAGCCCGAGGAGGAGCGAGAGCCACUGAAUCCCGGACCGGAUCUCGUCGACGAUGAAGACCAGAUCCGCUUUUUGUAA